This is a messenger RNA of Morus notabilis, 1546 nucleotides long. RefSeq names its product putative rRNA methyltransferase YlbH. Gene Ontology annotation, biological process: rRNA methylation. Lineage: Eukaryota; Viridiplantae; Streptophyta; Magnoliopsida; Rosales; Moraceae. The record is from RefSeq and is a predicted model, not a curated record. Gene Ontology annotation, molecular function: methyltransferase activity. Bases 96 to 1082 code for a protein of 328 amino acids. The transcript has 10 exons.
AAUAAAAUAAAAAAUAAAAAUCUUGACCCAUCGUAUUUGUCAAGAUUAUCCGCAGCUAAAUGGAGUGAAGGAUGAGCUAUGUUUGAGCUUUGGCAAUGGCGGUUUCUUCGUUUCCAUCUCUUUACUCGCUGAAAAUCAAUAAUUGUAAAAACCAGGGAUUAUCUUCUUCUAGUGUUCCUAUCUUCAAUGUCCGCGCCAGACCAAGCAGAAGACCAAAGCCAUCGACCAUUAUUGUCUUCUCUUACAAAAAAUCAGGUAAUGGAGCGGUGAGCGAAGAGGCGAAGAGAGUAUUACGAGAGCGAUACGGUUUCAACCCCAACGAACUCUUAUCCGAUGAACCUUCUCCGAAGACCGGAAGGAGAAAGCAACUGAAAAAUACGGGAAAUGGCAAGCAAGACGGAGCAGAAGAGGAUCCAAAGCCGCCUCGAACUACUCAUAAACUUCUUCAGGUGCUUGGAGGAAAGGCUCGGAGAAAGAAGUUGCUGUCUCCAAAGGGCAUGGAUGUACGUCCAAUGAUGGAGGUUGUCAAAGGUGCUGCUUUUGAUAUAUUACAGGCUGCUGGUGGUAAUCCUACAUCUUUAAGGCCCGGCCGCUGGUUAGACUUGUACAGUGGUACUGGAUCUGUGGGGAUUGAAGCUAUUAGCCGUGGAUGUUCUCAGGUGCAUUUUGUAGAGAUGGAUCCGUGGGUUGUCUCAAAUGUACUGCGUCCAAACUUGGAAUGGACAGGGUUUCUUGAUGCUUCAGUUAUACACAGUGUUCGUGUUGAAAACUUUUUAGAACGUUCAAAGCAAUUUCUUGGUGAAGGUGAACCAUUUGAUUACAUUAGUGUUACCCCUCCAUACACACAAGUUGACUAUGAGAUACUGAUGCGCCAGAUUUCAAAUUCUGCCUUAGUUGGUGAUAAUACCUUUAUUGUAGUGGAGUACCCACUAAGAACAGAUAUGUUGGAUUCCUGCGGCUGCCUGAUUAAGAUAACUGAUCGACGAUUCGGCCGUACCCACUUGGCAAUUUAUGGUCCCAAAUGGGCUAAGAAGAGAAAAUCAGAGAACUUGCUGGGCAAGAUAGCAGUGCGACUUUCAUAGAAGUCUGCAGGUUGAUAGUCAAAACUGUCACCAUAUAAAUAGUCACCUAAUCCACUAUCAUUCCGACUACUUUGCUGUCCGCAACCGUCUCAUGGUAAAAGUCCUAAUUGCCGAUUUGAACACCGAGGAUGUUCGACCGUUUCAAGUGCUAGAUGAUUGCGUCUAGUUUCUUUAGUUUUUAUCGAAAGUGCAAAGCAUCAAGACAUUAAAAGCCUAAUUUUGCGUGUAUAGAAAUUGAUCGUCUAUUUUUAGUUGAGAGUUUGGAUGUAGCUUGUAGAAGAAUAGCUUCCCUCCGCAAGCUCUAGUUCUAGAAAAAGUUGAUUUGCACCCUUGAUUAUGAAGACUUUGUUGCAAUUUCCAAGGUACAUAUAUGAAUGCCAAUUUUCCAUGGGCAUUACAAGAGAUCCCAUUUUUGUUUCUUUAGUUUUUAUAAAAUUGGUUCUUUAUGAAUGGAACCCUAAAAA